AUGGCGGACGUCGCGGACAUCCUAGCCGCCAACAAAACGCGGGUGGCCUUGGGUAUGGAACCGCUUCCUGUCCCUGGUGCCACAAGCAGCCGCCCCGAUGCCAAAGAUGAUCAACGAACCUCCCCUGCCAGCGACAACGAUGAUACAGACGAGCCUCGAAGCACCAUUGAAACCCGACAGGCCGCCAGCCAUGAAAACUGGAAGAAGUACCACCAGGAGGCAACCGCCAAGAUCCGUCGCGACCAGAGACACGCCGCUAUCAAGAAGGCACGCGAAAUCGCCGACCGCGAAAGGCAGCUCGUGGGACGUACGCUCGGUGAAUCUGAGGGAGCCGAUCUCGAUACAGAUACAUGGUUGUCGCAACUCAACAAACGCUCGAAGAAAGCCGAGAAGGCGUGGGCGCGUAAAUUUGCUCAGGAACAGGAAGAGAUGGAAAAGGCUGCGGCGGCGCAGUAUACUGCGAAAGACCUGGCGGGGGUCAAAGUUGGGCAUGAUCUGGGCGACUUCGAAGGUGAAGAGGAACAUAUUCUUACUCUCAAAGAUACUAUGGUGGGUGACGAGGAGGACGACGAGCUUGAAAACACAGAGCUGGUCGACAAAGCAAAGACCGCCGAGAGGCUUGAACUGAAGAAGAAGAAGCCUGUCUACGAUCCCACGGCCGAGUACCAAGGUAUUCUCUCGCACUACGAUGAAGAAAUUGAAGGUAAAAAGCGGAAGCUGUUUACUUUAGAUGCCAAGGGGUCAUCGGCCGCGGAGCGCAGUGCCAAGAAGCAGCAGAUUUCACAGCAGCUGCGGAUGGGUGCUGUCAGUCUUGACUUUGAACCGGAAGCUCCCUCCUCCGACUACAAGGACAUCAGCGAGAUCAAAAUCAAGAAGCCAAAGAAGACGAAGAACCGGGUUUUGAAGAAACGCGCUACCAUCGACGAGGAGGACCUCUUCCCAGGCGAAGCAGCCAAAGGGGGUGGCGCCAUGGAUAUUGACUCGGCGAGCGGAGUCCCGGCACCUGCGAAGAAACCUAUCGAACAGAACAUCUCUUUUGUGGACGAUGACGACCUGCAAGCAUCUCUUGCGGCCCAGCGACAGGCCGCCUUGAAGAAGCGCAAGAAGAUGGGUGUUGAGGAAAUCGCCCGGCGAAUUCGGGAAGAGCAGUCGCAGACCCCAAUGGAGGUGGAGGAUGGCGAAGAGAAUACCGCCGAGUCUGGAAUAAUCCUCGACGAUACUGAGAAUUUCGUCGAUCGUCUAGACAAUCUUGGUCCUGAAGAGCGACCCAAGCGCGCCACUUCUCGAAAGCCUUCUGAAGCCCGCGAUGACGAGGACGAGGACGAUCAAACGGCAGAUGUGGAUAUGGAGCGCUCUUACAACGACGUUGAAUCAGGCGACGACUCCCAGGAGCGCGUCCGCCACGGAUCCGAGCAGGCCAACCCCAAACUCAGUGUAACAGGACUGGAAGAAGAAGCCUCGUUGGACCGAGGUCUGGGCGCCACUCUCGCCAUGCUCCGACAGCGUGGCAUAGUCAAAACCCCCGCUUCCAGCGACGCCACCGCUCUCACUCGCAGCCGCCAGGAAUUCGUCCACAAGAAGCACCUCUUGGAAGAAGAGGCCGAGCGCCGUGCCCGACAACAGCGUGAGAGGGAUCGUAACUCGGGGCGGUUGGCUGGAAUGUCUGCGCGUGAGCGUGAGGAGCAUGCCCGCCGCGAGAACCAGCAGCGUGAACUGCAGGACGCCCGCCAGAUUGCCGAGGCUUUUAACCGCGAGUACAAACCUGAUGUACAGCUCAAAUACGUCGAUGAGUUCGGUCGCUCGAUGAACCAGAAGGAGGCAUUCAAGCAACUUAGCCACCAGUUCCACGGCAAGGGUAGCGGGAAAAUGAAGACGGAGAAGCGGCUCAAGAAGAUCGAAGACGAGAAGAAGCGAGAGGCUAUGAGUACCGUGGACAGCAGUCAAAAUACCGGCAUGUCGAGUGCUUUAGGCGAUCAGGCACGAAAGACCGGCCAAGCUGGUGUGCGUCUGGGUUGA
Penicillium chermesinum is the source of this 2016-nucleotide messenger RNA. Its product is annotated as U4/U6-U5 snRNP complex subunit SNU66. Gene Ontology annotation, biological process: mRNA cis splicing, via spliceosome; maturation of 5S rRNA. The transcript has a single exon. The record is from RefSeq and is a predicted model, not a curated record. NCBI's taxonomy places the organism in Eukaryota, Fungi, Ascomycota, Eurotiomycetes, Eurotiales, Aspergillaceae. Gene Ontology annotation, cellular component: U4/U6 x U5 tri-snRNP complex. The coding region runs from base 1 to 2016 and encodes 671 amino acids.